This is a messenger RNA of Nezara viridula (southern green stink bug), 1967 nucleotides long. NCBI's taxonomy places the organism in Eukaryota, Metazoa, Arthropoda, Insecta, Hemiptera, Pentatomidae. The record is from the annotation of a GenBank genome assembly.
GUUUGAACUCAAAUAGAAAUUCACAUUAACACAUUAAUAAACUCCAGCAUCAAAAUUAUUAGUACUUAAUACAUUAAGAUAUUCAUUAUUUGAUAUGUUAUACAAACUUAAUUUUACAGUAAAUUAUUUACAAAUAAAAAUUAAACAAGAUGAAAAAGAAAAUAAUACAACAGUUUACAGAAAACAACUAUUUGAAAAUUUAAAAAGCGGAAGAUACGUCUUGAAGACACAACGGGAAAAUGAAACGCAACAGAUCUCUCAUGAAAUGAAAAAUGAAAUUUCAAGAUAUUUCGAAUUAAAUAGGUUUAACUCAAGUUUUGAGAAAGGAAAAAAAUGUAUGUCUGUGAAAAAGAAAAGUUCAAGCAUAUUUUUUGAAAACAUAUUCGAAGAAUUGAAAUAUUGCAAUAGAGCCUUUUCGCAAUUACCUAAAAUAAAUUUUAAGCUAGACAAUAUCUUUGAGAUAUUUUAUUCAACGAACAUACCGCCCCUUAUAAAAACUAAAAAGAAUGUCAUUGUAGUAAUCGAAAAUGAUAAUUCAAAGAAAAGAAACGAGGGGAGGAUCACAUGUCCGGAAUGUUUGAAAGAAGAAACGUUUAAGGAAUUGAAGAGAAAAAUUUCAGCUAAAAUGAAAGAGGUGAUUUUACUAAUUAGAAAAAAAUUACUGAGGGGAUUGAAAAAGAAAAAAGAAAUGAUCAUCGAGGAGGGGCCGAAACCCUCCUUCUUGAUAAUGGACGAUUUAGUCGCCCCGUUUCCCGAGAUGGAAACUGAUCCAAUCCCUGUUUUCAGUUUCGCCGAAGGAAAGGCUCAAGAGAGGCGAAAAUGCAAGACAGAUACAGAGAAGAACGAAGGAUCAAAACAAAGUAGUCAAACUUCAACCGGUCAACAAAUGUUUUAUCCUUGUAGUAGAGAAAAUUUACUCAAGGCAAAUGGACAAGAAAAAUGUAGACCAAAUGAACAACAUAUAAGCCCACCUCCAUUGUGUCCAGAGGAAUGUUUAGAUUCUCCACAAAAUGUAGAAUUGAUUCCCAGAAAAAUAGAAAAUAAAGAUCCCAUUCCUAAAAUAAACUAUGAUAGAAAUAGUUUAGAAGUUCUUACAAGAAUGCCAGCAAACAGAGAAAAUAAAGGUUACAACAAAGGAAAAAAUAAUAUCCCCGUGACGAAACCUGAAAAAAAUAGUCCAGAAGUUAUCGACGAAGUUCAAGAUGUAUCUCUUUCAAAUCUAGACUUAUCAAAUCCUAGCGUUACCAUAAUACCUAUCUUAAAACCGAAAGAGAAAGGUAAAAGAAAUAUUAUAAUACGAUUAAAAAAUGUACCAGACACUGUCGACGUGAUAAAGAUAAGAUCAAUCAUGUCGAGUAUUUAUAACAAUUGCGAGACAAAAAAAUAUUCGAAUUAUUUUAUUAAAUCUCAGGAAAAACCUCUGCCCUACGAUAACCAAAUAAGCAAUCGGCUAAAAGUUCGAAAAACUAACGACAUGACUUGCCCCAAUAAGAUACCCAAGCCCUCUUCGAAAUUAAUACUUCCACAUUUGGAAGAACCGAAAAAUUACCCGAAUCGAAACCCAACUUGGAAGACGGCGCCCAAUCGAAUUACAAAUAAUUUAAGGUGCUAUAAGAAAAAUGACUUUUUCUAUGAUGAAUAAUGUAUUGUUUUCUGUAAAAAAAAAAAAUAAAAAAAACAGUUAUCAAUGUGUACAUAACAUUAAAUAUUUUACAAGAGGUUCACGUAUUGAUUUUCUAUAAAUUAUAACUAAUUUAUCUAUAUAUCUAAAAGAGAGAUAUCGCUCACAUACUUAUAAACCACUAUAUCUCAAAAACGUAUCCCGAAUGAGGCCAGUAAAGGUUCCUCCAUUUUCAUUGAUUCCACACUUACCUAUGCCUCAAGGUUUACAACUACUUUUACUAAUUCUCACCUCCUAGUCCUCAAAACCUACCUUUCAAGUAAGGCACUAAACUCUCCAAACAUUA